AUGCAGGUGCCUCUCUUCCGCCUCCAGUGCGGAGUCAACAGCUACGGUUGGGGCAAGGUCGGCUCCGAGUCCGCGGCGGCCAGGUAUGCGGCUGCAACGCCCGUAGAGGGCUUCUCCGUCGAGUCUGACAAGCGAUACGCAGAGCUGUGGAUGGGCACACAUCCCUCGCUGCCGUCGAAAGAUGUCGAGACCCAGAGGUCGCUGCUGGACCUGGUGCAGACGAACAAGGCCCUCAUGUCGACCGAGAUCGUCUCGAGAUACGGUGGAAAGCUCCCGUUUCUCUUCAAGAUCCUCUCCAUCGGCAAGGCUCUCAGCAUCCAGGCCCAUCCGAACAAGAAGCUGGCAGAGACCCUUCACGCAAGGGACUCGAAGAACUAUCCAGAUGACAACCAUAAGCCAGAGAUGACCAUUGCAGUGACUCCGUUCGAAGGUCUCUGUGGUUUCCGUCCGCUCGCUGAAAUCGUCCACUUCCUCCGCGCCGUCGAGCCUCUCCGGGACCUGGUCGGUGGUGCUGCUGCAGAGGCUUUUGAGAAAGCCGUCAGCGGCCAGGAAGCAUCUCAGGACGAGGCCGUCACGCAGAAGAACAAGGCCGCACUCCGAGAAGUGUUUACCAAGCUUAUGCAGUCGUCACAAGAAGCAAUCACCAGCGCUACCCAGAAGCUGACCAGCGCAGCCGAGAGCUCCCCAGAGACCUUUGCGACCUCCUCCGCCUCCCCAGACACCAACCCAGCCAACCCGGACGAGCUCGCCGAGCUGGUCAUCCGCUUGAACGGACAGUUCCCCAACGACAUCGGCCUCUUCGUCCUCUUCUUCCUGAACUUCAUCAAGCUUGAGCCGGGUGAAGCCAUGUUCCUCAAAGCAGACGACAUCCACGCCUACAUCAGCGGAGACAUCGUCGAGUGCAUGGCGUCCUCUGACAACGUAGUCCGCGCCGGAUUCACACCCAAGUUCAAGGACGUCUCUACCCUCACCAGCAUGCUCACCUACUCCUACGCACCCAUCGAGGAACAGAAGAUGACUCCCACCGAAUAUCCUUACAUGAAGAUGAACACGACGGCUUACUCCAGCGGCUCCUCGGCCUCACUGUAUGACCCGCCAAUCGAGGAGUUCAGCGUCAUCAAGACCGACCUCAAGUCUGCCGGUGCAAAGGCCACCUUUGAGCCCAUCGGCGGCCCGAGUAUCAUCAUCUGCACCGCCGGUGAAGGUAAGAUCAGCGUCGGCCCUGCUAAGAGUUUCGAUAUGAAGGAAGGGUACGUGUUCUUUGUCGGAGCCACGGCCGAGUGUGUUAUCGAGAGCACCGUCGAUGGCAAGGACCUGACGACGUUCAAGGCGUUUUGCGAGCUUGCUGAUGCUCCCGUCAAUGGGAAUCUCUAA
Arthroderma uncinatum is the source of this 1374-nucleotide messenger RNA. Its product is annotated as mannose-6-phosphate isomerase. The record is from RefSeq and is a predicted model, not a curated record. NCBI's taxonomy places the organism in Eukaryota, Fungi, Ascomycota, Eurotiomycetes, Onygenales, Arthrodermataceae. The transcript has 5 exons. Gene Ontology annotation, cellular component: cytosol. Gene Ontology annotation, biological process: GDP-mannose biosynthetic process; carbohydrate metabolic process. Gene Ontology annotation, molecular function: zinc ion binding; mannose-6-phosphate isomerase activity. Bases 1 to 1374 code for a protein of 457 amino acids.